GGAGGCAUCUGGCUCAGCCCCUGUGCUGAGGAAAUGGGAAGCUGGUCGGUGUACUGUGCGGUGGGGUCUGCGAUCUGCUGUGUCCAGAGCGCUCCGCAGCCCCCACACGGAGAUCGAGGGGCUUCUGUUCCCAGACGGGAGGAGUGGCCGGCCAUGACUGCAGUGACCUAUGAUGAUGUGCAUAUCGACUUCACUUGGGAGGAGUGGACUUUGCUGGAUCACUCCCAGAAGAAUCUCUACAAAGAUGUGAUGCGAGAGACAUACAGGAACCUCACUGCUAUAGGCUACAGUUGGGAAGACCAUAAUAUUGAAGAACAUUGUCAAAGUUCUGGAGGACAUGGAAGGUACAAAAAAUGUCACAGAGGAGAGAAACUCUCCAAAUAUACUCAUUGUGCAAAACCAUCUUCAUAUCACAGUCAUCUUCAGAAGAAUGAAAGUAUUCAUAAUGGAAAGAAACCCUAUAUUUGUAUUCAGUAUGGUGAAGGCUUUGCACACAACACUAGUCUCAGAAUACAUAAAGGAAAACAUAUUGGAAAGAAAACCAAUGAAUGUAAUCAGUGCAAUAAUACCUUCACCAGUUAUGGUCAUCUUCGAAUACAUAAAAGAACACAUACUGGAGAUAAACCAUAUAAAUGUAAUCAAUGUGGUGAAGUAAGUACAUGUCUCAUUAGUCUUCACAGACAUAAAGGAACACAUAAUGGAGAGAAACCCUAUGAAUGUAAUAGAUGUUGUAAAGUCUUUGAAUAUGCGAGUAAUCUGCAAGUACAAGAGAGAACACAUAACAGAGAGAAGCCGUACAAGUGUGAUCAAUGUGAUAAAGACUUUUCAAUACAGAUUACACUUCAAAUACAUAAAAGAAUACAUGCUGGGGAGAAACCCUACAAAUGUAAUCAAUGUGAUAAAGCCUUUUUACUAUGCACUCUUCUCCAAAGACAUAAAAGAACACAUAGUGGAGAGAAACCCUACAAAUGUAAUCAAUGUGAUAAAGCAUUUUCACGCACCAGCCAUCUCCAAAGACAUAAAAGAACACAUACUGGAGAGAAACCCUACAAAUGUAAUCAAUGUGGUAAAGUUUUUUCACAAAACUUUAAUCUCCAAGUACAUAAGAGAACACAUUCUGGGGAAAAACCCUACAAAUGUAAUCAAUGUGAUAAAGCGUUUUCACGAGUCAGUCAUCUCCAAAGACAUAAAAGAACACAUACUGGAGAGAAACCCUACAAAUGUAAUCAGUGUGACAAAGUCUUUUCACAAAACUUUAAUCUCCAAGUACAUAAAACAACACAUUCUGGGGAAAAAUCCUACAAAUGUAAUCAAUGUGAUAAAGCCUUUUCACUACACAGACAUCUCCUACAGCAUAAAAGAAUACAUAAUGGUGAGAAACCCUACAAAUGUAAUCAAUGUGAUAAAGCCUUUGUAUGUGUGAGUACUCUCCAAAUACAUAAAAGAACACAUACUGGAGAGAAACCCUACAAAUGUAAUCAAUGUGAGAAAGCUUUUUCACAACACAAUAGUCUCCAAAUACAUAGAAGAACACAUACUGGAGAGAAACCCUACAAAUGCAAUCAAUGUGAGAAAGCCUUUUCACAACACAAUAGUCUCCAAAUACAUGAAAGAACACAUUCUGGAGAGAAGCCCUACAAAUGCAAUCAAUGUGAUAAAGCCUUUUCAGGACACAGUAAUCUUCAAAUGCAUAAAAGAUGUCAUUCUAGGGAGAAACCCUACAAAUGCAAUCAAUGUGAGAAAGCCUUUUCACAACACAAUAAUCUCCAAAUACAUAGAAGAACACAUUCUGGAGAGAAACCCUACAAAUGUAAUCAAUGUGAGAAAGCCUUUUCACAACACAAAAGUCUCCAAAUACAUAGAAGAACACAUACUGGAGAGAAACCCUACAAAUGCAGUCAAUGUGAUAAAGCCUUUUCAGGACUCAGUAAUCUUCACACGCAUAAAAGGACACAUUCUGGAGAGAAACCCUAUGAAUGCAAACAAUGUGGUAAAGCCUUUUCACGACACAGUCUCCUCCAAAUACAUGAAAGAAUACAUAAUGGAGAGAAACCCUACAAAUAUAAUCAAUGUAAUAAAGCCUUUGCAUAUGCCAGUAAUCUCAGAGUACAUGAAAGAACACAUACAGGAGAGAAACCCUACAAAUGUAAUCAAUGUGAUAAAGCCUUUUCACUACACAGUCUUCUUCGAAGGCAUGAAAGAACACAUACUGGAGAGAAACCCUACAAAUGUAAUGAAUGUGAUAAAGCCUUUACAUACGCCUUUAAUCUCAGAGCACAUAAAAGAACACAUACUGGUGAGAAGCCAUACAAAUGUAGUCAGUGUGGUAAAGCCUUUUCACGACACAGCCAUCUCCAAAUACAUAGAAGAACACAUACUGGAGAGAAACCCUACAAAUGCAAUCAAUGUGAUAAAGCCUUUUCACAACACAGUCUUCUCCAAAGACAUAAAAGAACACAUACUGCAGAGAAACCCUUCAAAUGUCAUCAACGUGAUAAAGUCUUUUCAGGACCCACUAAUCUCCAAAUGCAUAAAGGAACACAUGCUGGAGAGAAGCCCUACAAAUGUAAUCAAUGUGAUAAAGCCUUUUCACGAGUCAGUCGUCUCAAAAUACAUAAAAGAACACAUACUGGAGAGAAACCAUAUGAAUGUAAUCAAUGUGGUAAAGCCUUUGUAUGUGUAAGUACUCUCCAAAUACAUAAAAGAACACAUACUGGAGAGAAACCCUACAAAUGUACUCAGUGUGACAAAGCCUUCUCCCGACAAUGUUAUCUCCAAGUGCAUGAAAGAACACAUUCUGGAGAGAAACCCUACAAAUGCAAUCAAUGUGAUAAAGUCUUUUCCCGACAAAGUUAUCUCCAAGUACAUAAAAGAACACAUACUGGAGAGAAACCCUACAAAUGUAAUCAAUGUGAUAAAGUCUUUUCACGACACAGUAAUCUCCAAGUACAUAAAAGAACACAUAAUGGAGAAAAACCCUACAAAUGUAAUCAAUGUGGUAAGGACUUUUCACAAAAAGGUCAUCUCCAAAUACAUGAAAGAACACAUACUGGAGAGAAACCCUACAAAUGUAAUCAAUGUAAUAAAGACUUUUCACGACACGGUCAUCUCAAAAUUCAUGAAAGAACACAUACUGGAGAGAAACCCUAUGAAUGUAAUCAAUGUGGUAAAGCCUUUUCAUGUUCCAGUAGUCUGCGAAUACAUGAAAGAACACACACUGGAGAGAAACCCUACAAAUGUAAUCUAUGUGAUAAAGCCUUUUUACUACACAGUCAUCUCCAAAGGCAUGAAAGAACUCAUACAGGAGAGAAACCCUAUGAAUGUAAUCAAUGUGGGAAAGCCUUUGCCUGUGCCAGUAGUCUCCAAAUACAUAAAAGAACACAUUCUGGGGAGAGACCCCUUAAUUGUAAUCAAUGUGGUAAAGCCUUUGCAUGUCCUAGUAGUCUCCGAAUACAUAGAAGAACACAUUCUAAAUAGAAUCCCUGUGAAUACAAUUAUUGUGGUAAAAUGCUUUUAAGACACAAGACAUCUCUGAACACAUAGAAGAACACAUACUGGAGAGAAACCCUAUGAAUGUCAUCAAUGUGGUAAAGCCUUUGCAUGAAUCAGCAGUUUGAAAUCAUGAGAAAAUAAUGCAGAGAAACCCUAUAAAUGUAAAGUUUUGCACUUCAUGGUAGUCUUUAUACAAGAGUAAGACUUUUAGUGUAUAAUUGGUCUCUUAAAGUCUUUGCAUUUUACAGUAGUCUUUGAGGGGCCUGACAAAAUUAAUACUGAAGGAAAGGCCAUAAAGGGUUUGGUAAAAUCUUUCAUUUGGACAAAAGACCUGUAAAUUUAAAUGAUGAGGUUUCCAUUUUCUAUUCCACAGUUCUCUUCAAUUACAUGCAAUAAGGCAUCCAGGUGUAACACUUACUGGAUGUGUAGUAGUAUUUCCUUGUCUAUUGCUGUGACAAAACAUGAUAUCUAAGUCUACUCAUGAAAGAGUUGUCCCUUGGGUCCAGAAGGGUACAGAAUCACAAUGGAAGUGGCAUGGCAACAAGUUUCAAACACGGCAGCUGCAGCAGAAUGCUAAGAACUGUCAUCUUUCACCUACAACAUGAAGGUGAAACUAAAACUGGAAAUGGUGUGUGGAUGUGAAUUCUCAUGCUCACCCCCAGGGACUUAAUUCUUCCAGCAGGGCAUGCAUUACCCAAAUCUUUCCAAAUGAUACCACCAACUGAGCAAGAAUGAUUUCUCUGACUGCAUGCCUACAUGCUGGCUCUGUUUGCUUUCUGUUACAUAAAUCAGUUCAUGAUGAAGAAAACUCUGUAAGUAAGCCUUUUGAUACUUCAACACCUGGGUUACAGGAAUAAAUCCUUAAGAGAGAAAAACAUUCUUGAGUGAAAAUCUCACUGUUAAAAAUUUGUUUUAAUUGUGUGAUCUCAGUGUGUCUUUACUGUGUGCAUGGUGAUUCACCAAAAGUGUAUACCCUUGGCUCUCCCUUUAGCUGGAAUUACGGAAACGUGUUAAAAACCUGACCUUUUUCCUGGGAAUGAACUUCUCAUAACUACUUGGCCAUGUCUCUCAGCCUGUAGAUAUUUAAAAGCCUUUAUAUUUCAUCUUGAUGUCAGGAAAUAGGAAAUAAUUCCUACAAGAGAAAAACCCUACUCAGGUAAAUGAUUUGUUAGAGACUUGACAUCACAGUUUUCUUCAAUUUCAAGAAAACAAUCUUGUUUCAUUUCUUUUUCAUCGUAUCCUUCAAGAAAGCAUAUAAUAUUUAACAUGUUCACUCAAGACAGAUUGUGGAGAGCACUGCAUUGUUGUUUCUAUUUUUGCAACAUUUGAGUUAUGUACUAAAGUGUGCUAUAAGUGUGGCAAAUCCAUUUAGUGAAGUUUAUAUUUUUGUCCUGUUAUUCUUUCUUUGACUUCUGUUUACCUUUUGUUGUGCUUUCACUUAGUAAUAGGUAUUUUUCUACUGCAAUGUAUAGAAUGGGAUGCCCAUCUUCUAAGUGGUCCAUUGUUUAUUUAAAUAUCUGGAAGUUUGUGAUCAUCCUUUUCAAGUAAGAGUCCUUGUGAAAGGGUGGUAAAUUGUUCUGUUUUUCAUAUUUUCAUAAAUUCCCUUGAAGUUGUUUAUUAUCAGCCUGGCUUCAAUGUCAGUAAAUAGUCAGGGAUACAUUUGUACUCGUGAUACUUGUGUCACUCUGCUGAGUACAAGUCCAACAAUAGAUGAUAUACCCCAAUGUAUGCUGUUUUGUUACCAUGUUUUAGCAUUAAUGUUAUAAUGUUUAAAUAAAAGUAUAAGAAACAUUAAAUACUUCAUAUGUAUCCAAAGCUGUAUAUUCAUAUAUCUGGUAGAAAUGUAAUAAUGUAGCAUAAUCAGCAAUCAACUGUGCAUUUCACACCAUAGCUUCAUGUGCUAUGGAUAUGUAUAUAUUAUUUGACAUUCCAAGUGUCUUCAUGCCCCCAUUAGUUAUCCAUUUGAGACUUCAUCUAUAACUACUGUGUUCUAAGGGAAUUAUCCAGAGAUGCCAAAUAAUGUACUGAAAAAAAUUCUGGUGUGUGUGUGUGUGUGUGUGUGUGUGUGUGUGUGUGUGUGAGAGAGAGAGAGAGAGAGAGAGAGAGAGAGAGAGAGAGAUGAUUAUGGUUUUUUGAGCCAUGACACAUAUGUCUAGUCUGAAGAAAAAUUUGCAGAGUCUCCUUUUUUUCCUUAUUUAUAUGGUGAUAAGAUGAGUUUGCCAAUCUCAUACACCACAGACCAUUCCCACUGAGACAUCACUGAUUCUCAAAUAAGAUUAGUUAAAGUGUGAUACAGCUAAAAUGUUGUCUUCUUUUCAUGUUGUAAACAUACUUUCAUCCAAAGAUAAUGGAAAACAGCACCAUCUGAAUAAUAAAUCUAAUUUGCAAAUGAAAAUGA
This is a messenger RNA of Peromyscus californicus insignis, 5890 nucleotides long. Its product is annotated as zinc finger protein 709-like. Gene Ontology annotation, molecular function: DNA-binding transcription factor activity; RNA polymerase II cis-regulatory region sequence-specific DNA binding. The record is from RefSeq and is a predicted model, not a curated record. Bases 34 to 3477 code for a protein of 1147 amino acids. The transcript has 4 exons. Gene Ontology annotation, biological process: regulation of transcription by RNA polymerase II. Lineage: Eukaryota; Metazoa; Chordata; Mammalia; Rodentia; Cricetidae.